AUGCCUGGACAACGUGGACCCGUACCAGUGCUGGCUCAGGCUGGCGGCCGCGACCUCACUCAAGAAGUGCUGGACCUUCUGGACACCAAGCAAAGCGUUGCGACCGAGAGCGACCUCCCCGAUGUUGGACAAGCAGAAAUAAAGGCCGCUCUGGACAGACUGGCCUCGAGAAACAUGGUCACCUACGAGACCAACGACCAGGAGCAGGUCGUUCUUACAAAGGAGGGAGAGCAGAUUGCCAAUGAGGGCAGUCACGAGUUCAAGGUGUGGCAGGCCGUCAACAGCAAAGGCCAACUGCCCUUGAAGGAGCUUCCGAGCGUGGUCGGCGCAGACUCGGCCAAGGUCGGCCAGGGCAACGCAUUCAAGCUCAAGUGGAUCAAGAAGGACGGUGAUGUUCUCGUGUCGCUGGUCGACUCGCCCAAGGACACAACCCGCGACAUGCUCGCCGGCGUCCAGAGCAGCAAGAGUCUGUCGGACAACAAGCUUCUCGCCGACUUGAAGAAGCGCAAGUUGGUCACCGUCACAAAGGUCAUCAGCUAUGUUGCGUCCAAGGGUCCCAAGUACGCAAAGGAGAUGCCUGUUGAGCACACCGACCUCACACCCGAAAUGCUCGAGUCUGGCGAGUGGAAGACUGCAAACUUCAAGCCCUACAACUUCGCCGCACUUGGAGCUCAACAGCAUGCUGGUGCUCUGCAUCCCCUGAUGAAGGUGCGCGAGGAGUUCCGCAAGAUCUUCUUCCACCAGGGCUUCAUUGAGAUGCCCACUGGCAGAUUCGUCGACACUGGCUUCUGGAACUUCGACGCCCUCUUCGUCCCCCAGCAACACCCCGCUCGCGAUCUCCAAGACACCUUCUACGUCUCAGAUCCCGUGUCAGCCGACUUCCCUCGUGCCGACCCCGCCGCAGACGCAGCAAUGGACGCCAUGGAAGCCGAUGCCAAACUCUACGACCCCCGCCUCGCCUCCACCGAACAGCCCAAGCAAGACUACCAAAAGUACUACGACAACGUGCGCAAAGUACACCAAGACGGUGCCUUCGGCUCAAUCGGCUACCGCUACCCUUACAACGACGCCGAAACCACAAAACUCGUCCUCCGCACACACACAACUGCUGUCUCCACCUACGUUCUGCACAGACUUGCCGCCAACCCUCGUCCUUGCCGUUACUUCUCCAUCGACCGUGUCUUCAGAAACGAAACCGUCGAUGCCACCCAUCUUGCCGAAUUCCACCAAGUCGAAGGUGUCAUUGCCGAUUACGACCUCACUCUCGGCGGCCUCAUGGCUUUCCUCGAAGGUUUCUUCGCCAAACUCGGCAUUUCCAACCUCCGCUUCAAGCCCGCCUACAACCCCUACACCGAGCCCUCUAUGGAAGUCUUCGGUUACCACAAGGGUCUUGGAAAGUGGGUUGAGAUUGGAAACUCGGGCAUGUUCAGACCUGAAAUGUUGGAGGCCAUGGGUCUGCCCAAGGAUUUGAGAGUGUACGGUUUCGGUUUGAGUCUGGAGAGGCCGACGAUGAUCAAAUAUGCUGUGAGCAACAUUCGUGAUUUGCUCGGUCACAAGGUGGAUUUGAACUUCAUCGAGAGCAAUGCUGCUGUUAGAUUGGACAAGGAUUAGAUGAUCUGCAGAACACGGGAAGGAAAGAUUGAUGAAUGCGUAAAAUGUUCAAGUUUAUACCAAAAAAUGCAAAGACCAAUUCACCC
This is a messenger RNA of Aureobasidium pullulans EXF-150, 1697 nucleotides long. Its product is annotated as phenylalanyl-tRNA synthetase alpha chain. Bases 1 to 1611 code for a protein of 536 amino acids. Gene Ontology annotation, cellular component: cytoplasm; phenylalanine-tRNA ligase complex; cytosol. Gene Ontology annotation, molecular function: tRNA binding; phenylalanine-tRNA ligase activity; ATP binding. Gene Ontology annotation, biological process: phenylalanyl-tRNA aminoacylation. The record is from RefSeq and is a predicted model, not a curated record. NCBI's taxonomy places the organism in Eukaryota, Fungi, Ascomycota, Dothideomycetes, Dothideales, Saccotheciaceae. The transcript is spliced from 3 exons.